Molecule: messenger RNA, 1406 nt
Organism: Aspergillus heteromorphus CBS 117.55
Lineage: Eukaryota; Fungi; Ascomycota; Eurotiomycetes; Eurotiales; Aspergillaceae
Gene: preB
Product: alpha-factor pheromone receptor STE2
Exons: 2
Coding region: 1-1104 (367 amino acids)
Biological process (GO): G protein-coupled receptor signaling pathway
Cellular component (GO): G protein-coupled receptor homodimeric complex; membrane
Molecular function (GO): pheromone binding; mating-type factor pheromone receptor activity
Source: RefSeq, a predicted model, not a curated record
AUGGCUUCGGAUUUUGACCCCUAUACCCAGAAUGUCACCUUCCAUAGUGUCGCCGGAAAUCUCUUUGAGGUGAACGUGCAGGACAUUGACAUGUAUAUGCAGUAUGGCAUCCGGAUCUGUAUCAACUACGGCGCCCAGCUUGGAGCAUCGAUCAUCCUGUUUGUGAUUCUCCUGCUUCUGACCAGACCCGAGAAGCGUCGCUCCUGCGUCUUCAUCCUCAACUGCUGCGCGCUGCUCUUCAACGUCGGCCAGCUUGUCUGCCAGGUCCUGUACUUCACCUCUCCCUUCAUGCGAGUCUACUCCUACUUUGCCGGGGAUUUCUCCCAGGUGCCCCUUUCUGCAUACAUAAACUCCGUCACUGCAACGGUCUUCACCACCCUCCUGAUGAUCAGCAUCGAGACCUCUCUCGUCCUGCAGGUCCAGGUCGUCUGCGCCAACUUCCGCCGUCGGUACCGCCACAUCCUCCUCACCAUAUCCUUGGCCAUUGCAACCAUCCCCGUUGGAUUCCGCAUGGCACUGAUGGUUGAAAAUGACAUCCUCAUCAUGGGAGCACAACCCAGCUUAAGCACCAUGGCACUCCAAAGCAACGAGAACAUCACCGUCACCACCAGCAUCUGCUUCUUCUGCGCCAUCUUCAUCGCAAAGCUAGGCUACGCCAUUCGACAGCGCAGAAAGCUGGGCGUGCGGGACUUUGGACCCAUGAAAGUAAUCUUUAUCAUGGGCUGCCAGACCUUGGUCAUCCCAGCCUUCCUAUCAAUCCUUCAAUACAUCCUGGUUGUCCCUGCACUCUCAUCCAACGUUAUUACCAUCGUCACUAUUUCCCUCCCUCUAUCUUCCAUCUGGGCCGGUGUCACCCUAGACAACCCGCACGAUCGUUCCGGCUCUGCCUCCUCCCCCCGUCGAAACCUCUGGAACAUGCUUUCAUUCUCCAACUUCCUGGAUACCAGACAGACUAGCUCCACGACUCACAGCAUGAAGCCCGCAGUCUCCUGCUACGCGGAUCGGACUCAACCCAAGCUGGAGCGCGACAACAAUGCGUACGGCAUCUCCGUUGAGCAUGAUAUCUCCGUGCACAGUGUCAGACAGGAGAAGGAUAUCGUUUGAAUUGAACUUUGAUCCUGUACUGUACUUCUAGCUGGCAAGAUUGACCAAUCGUCACUGACGUACCAUUACGUGGGUAGUUUAAUUGUCUUCUUCCUCUCCUCAAAUUUCUUUUUUGAUUGUUCUUCUAGCUCUCCUCCAGGGGAUUUGACUUUUCUUUCUUUUUUGCCCCGGGCUUGUCACCAUGUGUUUCUGCAUUGGCGGCUGACUGCCUUCGUUUAUUGUUGCUGUUGCUUUUUGCUUUCCGUUUCGUUUCUUGGCCAGGGGAUGUGCCUCGAUGUACUAUAGCUUUUAUUAAAGGCAGG